CGCGGAGCGCCGUCUCUGUCUAUCACCGCCCGCACGGUUAUGUGCGAGCGAGCGAGCGGCAGUUUACGUGCCUUGGCGAGGAAUGCGGCGCUCGCGCAGCGCAACCUCCGACGACAACAAGCCAGUCUUUUCGCUCGGCCCCGACGGCCAUCUAGUGUCCGCUCCUACAGUCGGGAGCUAUUCUAUACGGCAUUUGUCAAACUAUGAGUGAAACCUACGUCUCCACAAGUGUUAGUUUAUUGUUGAUAAGUGUUUGAUAUCGUGACGGUUGUCGGCGAGCUUUGUGGCAUGUUUUGUGAAAGUUGACGGAGGUUGUUAAGGAACUUCGGGUGUCUCGCGUAGAUAUAGCAUGGCGGGGUCCGGGGGGACCGAGUGGUCGGAGGGCGCAGCGGUGUGGUUCCAGCCACCCGGCGCCCCCGCGCCCCUCCCCGGCCAGCUGGUGGAGGUGCACCGAGCGGCGCGCGUGCUGCUCGUCAGCGCGGUCGUCAACUCACAGCCCCAAACCUUUGCCCUCCAAAUGGGCACCGGCGACGAAGAGGGCGACCCGGUAUGGCCGCGCGAGGAGCUCGGCCCCACCGGCGUGGAGGACAUGACGCGCCUCCACGACCUGCACGAGGCCGCGCUGCUCUGGAACCUCAAGCUGCGUUACGAGCAGGGGCUCAUCUACACUUACGCCGGCUCCAUACUGGUGGCCGUCAACCCGUACCGGCCCGUGGAUGCGCUGUAUGGACUGCAGACUGCGAGGAGGUACCACGCAGCGGAAGCCCUGGGCGAUCUCCCCCCACACCUGUUUGCCAUAGCCGCGGCUGCGCGCGCAUCUCUGCCGCACCCGCAGGCCAUUCUCAUCUCCGGCGAGUCCGGCGCGGGCAAGACGGAAUCCACCAAACUAGCAGUACAGUUCUUGGCUGCAGUCGCCCCUGCUCCACCAGGCCGAGCGCCCGUCUCCGAGCAGAUUCUCGAGGCAGCACCGCUGCUAGAGGCCUUCGGAAACGCUAGAACACCAAAAAAUCACAAUUCUAGUCGAUUCGGGAAACUUCUAGAACUGUAUUUCAAAGAUGGCGCGCUGGCCGGCGCGCGAGUAGCACAUUAUCUACUUGAGAAGUCGAGAAUAGUCACGCAGUCCCCAGGAGAAAGAAAUUAUCAUGUAUUUUACGAGCUACUCGCUGGUUUAGACGAGGAGCAAAGGAAAGCUAGGGGUCUUCUAUCUGCCGAGCAUUAUUUUUAUUUGAAUCAAGGAGGCGAUUCAGGCGGAGCAGGCGCGGGUGCCGACUGGUCCGCUCUUUGUGGUGCCAUGCAAGUGCUCGGCAUUGGAGACGCCGAACGAGAAGACAUUAUCAGAGUAUUAGCAGCUGUUCUUCACUUAGGAAAUGUUUAUUUUCAUAGAAGACAGCUUCGACAUGGCCAAGAAGGUGUACAGUUAGGUGGUGGGGCUGAGGUGCGUUGGGCGGCACAUCUUCUGAAGGUCCCCGCGGAAGCAAUGGGCAGAGCUCUGACCACCCGAGUGACAGCGGCCCGCGCCGAGCGCAUGAGGUCGCCUUUACCAAUCGAUCAAGCUUUAGACGCCAGAGACGCAUUCGCUAAAGCACUAUACUCAUCAUUAUUCAACUGGUUGGUCCUUCGAAUCAACUCGAUCGUACACCGAGCGGGUCUACACGACGCGCACAGAAUAUCUCUCCUCGAUAUCUUCGGCUUCGAAGACCUGGAAGAGAACUCAUUCGAGCAAUUAUGCAUAAACUUUGCGAACGAAACGCUGCAGCACUAUUUCAACAAACACAUUUUCAAAUUGGAGCAACAAGAGUAUCAGAAAGAGAGGUUGGAGUGGUCAAAUCUCGCGUGGAAUGAUAACUCUCCGGUGAUCCAGCUCCUGAGCAAAAAGCCAGUGGGUAUCCUGCACCUGUUGGACGACGAGAGCAAUUUCCCGCGCGCGUCCGACGCGUCCUUCCUGGAGAAGUGCCAUUACAAUCACGCUCUCAACGAACUGUAUUCGAGACCCAGACUGGGAGCGAGUGAAUUUGGUGUGAAGCAUUAUGCCGGCCAAGUGUGGUACAACGUAGAAGGGUUCCUCGAUAAGAACCGAGACGCGUUGCGCGGCGAUGUGCUGGAGCUACUUUGCUCCAGCGAAGUUCCUUUGGUGGCUGAGAUGAGCGCGCAGCUGCGGGCGCAGCAUGAUGCGAAUAAAACACUUCCACGUGGGGCCAAUGGCCGCUUCGUCACCAUGAAACCAAGGACGCCUACUGUCGCUGCAAGGUUCUCCGACAGCCUGCACCAGCUGCUGGACUCCAUGUCGCGCUGCAACCCCUGGUUCGUGCGCUGCAUCAAGCCCAACACCGACAAGUCGCCCAUGAAGUUCGACAUGCCCUGCGUGCUGGCCCAACUGCGGUACACCGGCAUGCUGGACACCAUCAAGAUCCGGCAGACCGGAUACCCGAUUAGGAUACCGUUCCAGAACUUCGUUGAUAGAUAUCGGUAUUUGCUGAAGUCAACUCCGGCCCGCUCUACGCCGUAUCGAGAGAUAUGCAACUCCAUACUCGCCGAGAUGCCACCCACCGGCGCUGGUGGUGCGGACUACCAGCUCGGCGCAGCGCGCGUGUUCCUACGAGAGGCGCUACACCGAGCGCUAGAGCGUGCGCGCGCAGACAAGCUGCGCGCUGCUGCCACCGCGCUGCAGGCUCGCGCCCGUGGAUUCCUCGCUAGAAAGCGCUACAACGCAAUGCGCACGUCAGCCGUCAAGAUCCAGGCGUUCUGGCGCGGGCGGCGGCAGCGGGCGCGCUUCGUGCGCGCGCGGCGCGGCGUGCUGCGCGCGCAGGCGCUGGUGCGCGGCCGACAAGCGCGCAAGCGAGCCAUGCAUCUGCGCGAGCAGCAGCGGCGGCGGCAGGACCUGCAGAUGCAACAAGCCAAGCGGCGAGCAGCAGAGCAGAAGGCCAAGGCAGAGAGCCUGCAAGUGCUAGAAGUGCCGGCCGAGUUGGCGUUCAUCUUGUCCAAGUUGGACGAGUGGCAGCCGCCGCACUCCGAGAGAAAUAUGGCCAAGGUGGCAGGCGACGUGUACGCCGAAGACGAGCGCAUCCAGCUACCACGAGACUUACAGCAGUUCGCCUUCGCCAAGUUCAGCUCCGUGUACUUCGCGGACGGCGGUCAGCUCAGUCCGCGCAAGCAUCCUAUCUCGAGGCCCUUCCUUGCCAAGGCCGCUGUCAGGGAUCAAGAUUUUAACGAUGCCGUGGCUACGUUCAAACUUAUUUUGAGAUGGUGUGACGAAUCUGCUGCCGGCAACGAAGCUAGACAAAAGAUCUUGGCUGACUACAUAGCGUCCCGAGGCUUAGCCUCCAGAGGCCUACGGGACGAGAUCCUGGUGCAGCUGUGUAACCAGGCCGACGGGGACUCGGCCGAGCGCGUGUGCCAGCUCAUGGCGCACUGCCUGUCGGCCUUCCAGCCCACUCCGCCGCUGCACAAGUAUCUGGUCCGCUUCGUGUCCGAACGUGGUCCCCCGCGCGAGCGGGCGCAGCUGCUCCGCCUGCUCGGCUGCUCGGGCGCCGGCGCGGCGCGCGCGGCCGGCUCCGCGCGGCGAUGCCCUCCUACCUUACUGGAAUGGCGGUCGCAGAAGACUGACGCACGCCCGGCUUUGCCGCUACGGUUAUACGAUGAUUCAGUCCACCACGUGUGCGUGGAUCCGUGGACAUCGUGCGAGCGCGCCGCCGCGGCGGCCCUGGCGGCGGCCGGCGUGGCGCGCCGAGCUACUGGGUGGUCCCUUACGAUGGAGCAUAAUGGACAACUCACCGAAUGGGCGGGCUGCGAGUUCGCAUUAGACGCAGUAGGCGAACUGGAAACUUGGGCAGCGUUACCAACCACCCGCAGCGAGCCGCUCCGAGGCGCCGGGCGCGGCCACACGCCCCCCGCCCCUCCGCCGCGGGCUUCUGUAGAGCCGGAGAGAGCCGAGCGCUCGCCCGCCGCCAGGCCGAUGGUACUCCCACCAGAACCACCAAAAUCACGCUCACCAAGCAUUAGCCGCUUACUCCAAGACUCCAUGGACGACGGCAUGUCGGAAUACACCUGGAAAAUGGAGAGGGAAGAGUCCCACACCCUCACCAAGCACAACGACUACUCCAGAAAAGUCUCCCACGACAUCCUGUCGCGAGAAUCCGCGCUCAACGAGAGAUACUUCGAGCAGAAUUCAGAGAAAAUACGCAGCAGAUCUUUGGAUAAUUUGCUAGGUGACAACCCUGUGCCGCAGCCGACCAAGCUGGCUGAUUUAGGGUUGUCGCAAUCUCGUCUAAACGACCGAUAUCACUCGGUAGAACGACUAGGCGGUGCUCCUAGCGUGUCCAGUAGUAAAGGAGCUAUGGAGAUGGAAUAUGGAACCGGUUCCAGGGUUCUCCCGUCCCGGUAUAUCAAGAGUCAGUACGCGGGCAAGAGGGCGCCUGCCGGCAGUCAGUCUAGUCGCGCUUAUAUUGAGAAGAGCUCGGAAUUUGGCGGUGUCAGGUCUUCAGCAAUGUCAGACACCUCCGAAGCCCCGUCGCUAGCGUCACACGUGCGUCGCGUCCGUGUGCCGUCGCAGGCCUCCGACGUGGACCAGUUCCUGGACGACCUGUUCUCGCCCGUGCUCGACCCCAACAUCGACGAGCUCUCAGACGCGCGCUCCCUCGCCGCCAGCAUCAAGGGAGGCUCAUACAACCAGUUCAUUGACACCGUCCUCAGCUGCGACUACAACGAACAGCUACACGCGUUGGACAACUCUGCAGUGCGCAAGCUGAUCAAAGGAGGUGGCAAGGAAGAUAAAGAGAAAAGCAGCAGAAAGGAAUCCAGCGUAGAUUCUGUCGAUGAUUACAUAACCAAUCUCUUCGACCCGAUCUUCAUGAAUGACAGCUUAAAAAGAUUGACAGAUGGAGAAGGAUUGUCUGGUGCGAUUAAAGGAGGUGGCGUCACGCCUCGAGCGGCCUCGGCUAAUACUUCAGCGCUUAGCUUCAGUGCCAUGUCGCCUAUAUCCAUGCCGGCUACGCCUGAAGCGUUAGCGGCAGCGUUAGGUCUUCAUCUACCACCGUCUGGUACGGUGGACAUGAAUGUAUAUCAUCAGAAUUUGCAGAGGGCCUUCUUACAAAGCGCAAUGGCUCAGAAUCUUCAGAUUCAGCAGCAGCUUUUAGCUCAGAAUCAAGCGUUACAGACCUUGUUAGCAGGUCAGGUCGUUGAACCUUCGGAGUCGGAGCCGACGUCGCCAGUGCGAGCGUCCACAGUUGUUCACGCUCAAGUACAUUCACCUCCCAGGCUGUCAGUGACAAAAUCUAGACGAGAAUCCAAUGAGAGCUCCUCCACGGGCGCUCCACCGCCGCCCCCUCCACCUAUGCCUCCACCGCUCCACGCCACCGACCCCUCCGAAGUCCGCGGCUUCAUGGAUCCCUAUGGCCGCGCAAAAACUGUGCGCAUCGGAAAAUGGCGGUGGCCCCCGCCUAAAGAUGCCAACGGCCAGGACAUAAAUCAAGACUUUACUAAGUUCAAGCUACGUCAAAUACAACGGAGGCAUACUCCGCAGUCGCAGACGAAUGGCGAGCUUGAACCACGUGGCAGAUCGCGGUCGGAUGCCUCACCGAGUAUAGAAUGGGAGGAGUUUGAAGUGGACGGGCCCGUUGUGUCUCCGAGCCGGGAGCCGCCAUCGCAGCGAACGGCAAGAAGGAGUUUCGAGAUCGGCGCUCAGCGCCCUUCGCCUGGAAGCGUUGGCAAGCUAAAACUUAGUUCAGAGAUGAGACAGAGGUUGGAGCGCGUCACAGCUAAUCACUCUGUCCGCAGCACGUCAUCAGCAGCGGAAACUCCGCGCACAGUCAACAAGCUAGAGGACACGAGGAAGUUAAUGUUAGAGCGACAGUUAGGAGGUGGCGCAAGAUGGGACGCUCCUCCACCUCCGUUACCUCCAGCACCGCCCGGCCCGGCGCCGCCUCCGCCGAUGCAACCACCUACACCUCCAGACAGACCCGCACCUCCGCCACCUAUCCCUGAAUCAUCGUCUUUUGCUCAACUUCGUCGUGACCGUGAUACGUUCGGCGUCCAUCAGAAUAGGGAAGCCGACGACAGACACGCGUUCUUAGCCAACUGGAACUCGAGGCGACGAGACGAGCCUGAUUCUGGCUCUCGGGACGAUUUGGCUACUCGUUUCUUAACGGCCGACCGAAGGGAGCACCGCAUUCGUGAUGAAUGGGGCGACGAAUCCGACAUCCGUAGCUUCAACGAUGACAGACAGCAUAGAGACGAGUGGGACUCCGAGUCUGGGUUAGACGCUCACGACAGACGAGACAUGAGAGACAUGCGCGACAACUUCUCUGGUCGUGACGCUUCAGAAAUAUACGAAAUACAUCCGACGAGAGCUGAGCGUCGGAAAGAAAACGGCCAUGAUGAUUUCGACCGCAAACGGUCACCAUACUCCGACGAUUUUGAGAGGUUUGACGGUCGAAAGAAUUCCCGGGAUAUGCUAGUUGGGCGAGCGCGGGAUAGCCCGCGAUCGGACGCAGGAUACAAUGACAAUGACACCGCCAAACGCGCUACGUUCAAGACACAUAUGGCCCAGAAGGAACGGGAUCGAAAGAUGGAGGCGGAGCGAAGGCAUUCCGUAUCAACGCAUGUUACGGAUCGGACGGAACACAUUGAACGUGACGUCCCUGCACCAGCCGCUCUGCUGCCGUCUUCGGACCGCGCCUUCCUCACAUACUCGCGCGUGCCGUGGCGUCUCCGCGUACGCAAGGAGCUGUUCACGCCGAAUGAGACCUACAGCGACCCUGCCGUUCUGGACCUCAUAUACGCGCAGAUCGUGAGCGACAUCACAUCAACGGCCUCAUCUCUCCGCAUCAACGCGAGCGAGCGGCGCGCGGGCGCCGCGUGGCUCCGAGCGGCCGGCGCCUCGCCCGCGCGGCAGGCCAAGAGACAACUCAUAGAGAUGGCCAGGGGGUGGCCGUUCUACUUCGCUAGACUGUUCUCUGCUAGGGUGCCGCCGGGAGAGAGCGCGGUGCUAGCUGUGUCGCAUAAUGGUGUCACUAUUGGAGUCAGAGGGCCGACCGGUCUGACAGUCCGUCGCUCGCUGCCACUAGCGGGUCUCCGCGCCGCGGCGCCCGCACCACAGUCCCUGCAGCUAUCACCCGCUAGGGAACCUCCGCUCACGCUACACGCCCCGCUAGCACAUCACGCGGCUUCACUUAUCUCGGACUUGGCGCAGCAGGCUGACCAGGUCCAACCAAAAGCGAUCACAAAUGGCAUCGCCAAGGACCGCGUGGAGCGCGACGUGAGGGAGCGGAACGAGUCCCGCGAAUCCCGGGACUCUCUCCGGGACAUGCGGGACUCACGGGAAACGCGGGUAACCCGGGAGUCCCGCGACGAGACGGAGCACGCGCCUCGGCACGCGUCGCCCGUCCGCGAACGGGAGAGGGAGAGAGACAGGGAACGGGAGAUGAGGGAGGAUAGAAGAGAGCAAACGACGCCGCAGCAUGACGGGAGGCAUCCGCUGCUGCAGUUCGCUGUUGACCACUUCCGACAGAGCCCUGAACUAGAAAUCCUGAAAGCUGAUUCAUCACUCAAGAGUAAGGCGAAGCGCAACGAAUGGACCUGGAAGGCGCAGACCGACGUGGUGAAAUGGCAGGCGACAGCGCUGCGCGCGCCGCUGCUUCGCCUGCCACCGGCGCUCGCGCCGCCGGCCUUGGAGUGCUUCACGUGUGUGCGGGCUUACUGUGGGGACUUGAACGCUAAUGAGAGAGCUAUGCACCAGGAUUUGACUGAAGUUAAAUGCGUCUAUACAGUGCUUAUGCACUGCCAUUCAGUCCCGGAGCUCCGCGACGAGGUGUACUGCCAGCUGAUGAAGCAGACCACCUCCAACCGGUCCGCGGCGCCCGACUCCUGCCAGCGCGCCUGGCGGCUCAUGUCCAUCCUGGCCGCUUACUUCACAUGCUCUGAUACUUUAAGGCCGUUCCUAGUGGAAUACCUGUCAGCCGCGGCAGCGGACCGGCGGCGGCCGUGCCAAGGCACUGCGGCUGUGUGCCUAGCUAACCUAAGGAAGACGCUCCGCUGCGGCGGACGCAAGAAUGUACCUAGUGUCGAGGAGGUGACGGCGGUGUCGGCGGGGCGGUCGGCGCGGCGCCAGCUGUACCGGCUGCCGGGCGGCGCCGAGCGCGUCGUCAACACGCGCUGCGCCACCGUCGUGCGCGACAUCGUCGACGAGCUGUGCGAGCUGAUCGGCGUGACAAGCGAGGCAGAGCGUCAAGAGUUCUCCCUCUACUGCAUCGUGGCCGGCGACGCGCUCACCAUGCCCCUCGCGGGCGACGAGUAUGUUCUGGACGUGACCACGGAGCUGCAGCGAGCUCAUCAUCCCUUCUACCUCAUCUUCUGCCGCUCCGUGUGGCACCACCCGCUCAGAUCAGACGCUCCUCCACUGUACACAGAGGUGUUGUUCAACCAGGUGGCUCCAGACUACCUGGAAGGCCUACUGCUAGUGCUCCCCGGCGGCGCGGCGCCGGCGGCGGGCGUGCUGCGCGACGUGGCGCUGGUGGCGGCGCUUUUGCACCGCGCGGCGGGGCUGGGCGAGGCCCCGCACGCGCGGGACCUGAAGUUCCUGCUGCCCAAGCCGCUGCUGGCGCUGCGCGAGCCCCGCCCGGCCAAGUGGGCCGCCUGGGUGGCGCAGGAGUGGCCGGCGGCGCGCGCGCUCUCGCCGGCCGCCGCCAAGUCUAAAGUGCUACAGGUCCUAUCCCGCUGGCCGCUGUUCGGCUCAUCGUUCUUCGCAGUGCGCCGCGUCGGCGGUGGCGCACCCAACGAGUGGCGGGAACACGUGCUAGCGCUCAACCGGCGCGGCGUGCACCUGCUGGACGCGCACACGCACGACACCGACACGCACUGGCCCUACGCCGACCUCAUCUCCACCAGGAAGGUCCGGUCUGAAGACGGCACGCUGUUCCUGGACGUGAAAUGCGGCUCGCUCCUGCAGCAGCGAGUAACCCGACUGCAGGCCGAACAGGCUCAUGAAGUCGCGCGACUGGUGCGGCAGUACGUGCAGUUGCAGAGGGACCACAGGCAUCACGAUGGUUUCAACGCAUGAGGCAGUUAGACCAAGCAUGUAAUAAACGGACUCAAGUAAUUAAGUGCAGUGUGUAUAAUAUUUCCAGUAAUUAUAUUACAAACCAAUGCAUAAUAUACAAUGCAUAAUGCUCACCUAACAUUAAACAAUCCGUCCUUAUGGAGAUCUGAACAUCGUAAUGUAAUAAGUAUUGAGGAUAGUAUUUUAUUAUUAUAUGUUUCGUCAGCCGCAAUGCAUGAUCGGUCAGAAUCUCGAAAUAAUUUUAUAUUUAAAGACUCUCGACGUGUUUGUAUAUUAUUGCCUUAUUUCUAUGUAAUGCUCAACUAGCUGGCGUGAACUAAUGUAUGUGCAAUUGUGCAUGCGUCAAAAUCAGACAUUAUGUACCUACAUGAUGACACGACAAGAUGAUAGAAGACAUACAACGAUAGAUGUCAUUCGUUCAGUUCAUUUCAUUCACGCCAGCUUCGAUGAAACGAUCUGUAUGCGCUGCGGCCGCUGCGAUUGAAAUGAGAAUAGGAUUUUAGCACAAAUGUAAUGUUUGUUUACUUCACACCAAAACAAUUCCACGCGUAGAUACCUACUUCUAUUUUCAUUUUAGUCAUAUUUAGUUAAUAUAAUUUACGAGAAGUUUUAAAAGAUUUUUAAUUUAAUUUAGUCAACUUAGGUGAAUGUUUUGCAUAAUCGCAUUCUUGUGUAACCACCAAUGAUUUAAUAUAUUUUAUUCAUACAUUUGUUUUAGCAUAAUGAAAUAUUAUUGCAUGUGUUACAUUCCAAGUAAAUUUUAACAUUCCAACACGUGAACAGGGUGAUAGUGUCAAUCACAAAGUAUUCUCAAAUUAUAUGUUGUAGAUAAUUUUAUUUGUGUUUUGUUUAUGGAAUUCGUAUUAUGUUAUAUAUAGUAUUGUUAUUUCCAUCGACAAAAUUUGGAUCCCACAGUUUACGAAUCUCGAGGUAAAACGAUUGUAUGAUAUUUUGUGCCUUACUCUGUCUUCCUCCUGUUAUAAAGGUGCUAUUUAUGAAGUAGUUCUUUAAAUAUCUGAAAUGAAAUCGACACAAAAAUAAAGUAACGUAAGCAAUAACUCCUUUUUAUAUAUUUUAGGCCGUUUUAGGGUCGGAGUCAUGUAUACUUAUAUUUUAAAAUCAAUUAUUUUGUUGUCAUUAUGUAAUAUAAUUUAAAUAAAUAUUCGAAUUAUGAGAAUGUAAUGUAGAUACCAAUAAAGUAAUAUUUUGAAUA
Molecule: messenger RNA, 10265 nt
Organism: Cydia splendana
Lineage: Eukaryota; Metazoa; Arthropoda; Insecta; Lepidoptera; Tortricidae
Gene: Myo10A
Product: unconventional myosin-XV
Exons: 32
Coding region: 350-9052 (2900 amino acids)
Cellular component (GO): myosin complex; cytoskeleton
Molecular function (GO): ATP binding; cytoskeletal motor activity; protein binding
Source: RefSeq, a predicted model, not a curated record